Meloidogyne enterolobii is the source of this 1259-nucleotide messenger RNA. The record is from the annotation of a GenBank genome assembly. NCBI's taxonomy places the organism in Eukaryota, Metazoa, Nematoda, Chromadorea, Rhabditida, Meloidogynidae.
AUGCGUUUUGAUAUAUUUUUGUUGGUUGCCUUCUCUUUGGGAGUUGCCGUUAAUUGCGGAGUCGUGAAGAGGAAUCAAAACUCCUAUGGAGAUGAGGCAGGAGCUGGAGGUGCCGCUGGAGCAGCACCGGCAGCACCAGCAGAAUCAGCCGCCCCUUCAGGAGGAGAAGCAGCUGCCCCUGCACCAGAGGCCGCCCCUGCACCUGCACCAGCUGAAGCUGCACCUGCAGCUGCCCCAGCCCCAGAGCAAGCAGCCCCAGCUGUAGCACAACCUGCCCCUGCUGCAGCUGCAUCUCAAGCUAGUGGAUACAGGAAAAAACGCUCUCAAAACUCCUAUGGAGAUGAAGCAGGACAUGCAGCUGGAGCAGCACCAGCAGAGGCAGCUCCAGCACCAGCAGAAUCAGCCGCCCCAUCAGGAGGUGAAGCAGCACCUGCUGCUGCCCCUGCACCUGAAGCUGCCCCAGCACCUGCAGCUGCCCCAGCCCCAGAGCAAGCAGCACCAGCUGUUGCUCAACCUGCCCCUGCCGCUGCUGCAUCACAAGCCAGCGGAUACCGCAAGAAGCGUUCACAGAACUCAUACGGAGAUGAGGCUGGAGCCGGAGGAGCCGCUGGAGCAGCACCAGCAGAAUCAGCAGCGCCAGCAGGAGGUGAAGCAGCAGCCCCAGCUGCCACUGGAUGCACAGAAAAUUGCGCCGCAGGCGGUGAAGCUACAGCCCCGGCCGCUGCUCCUGCACCUGAAGCCGCCCCAGCAGCUGCCCCUGCACCAGAACAAGCAGCACCUGCUGUUGCACAGCCAGCACCUGCAGCUGCACCAUCACAAGCUAGCGGCUACAGGAAGAAGCGCUCUCAGAACUCUUAUGGAGACGAGGCAGGACACGCAGCUGGAGCAGCACCAGCAGAAUCUGCAGCUCCGUCUGGAGGAGAAGCAGCCGCCCCUUCCGGAGGUGAAGCAGCUGCCCCUGCCCCCGAAGCCGCCCCUGCACCUGCACCAGCUGAAGCUGCCCCAGCAGCACCUGCUCCAGAACAAGCAGCCCCAGCUGUCGCCCAACCUGCUCCAGCAGCUGCACCCUCUCAAGCCAGCGGAUAUUAAAUGUAUUUUGAAAACCGGAAACAACUUCAACAUCCAGGCGCGCAUAUUGCUAAUAGCCAUUAUUGUGAAAGAUAUCACUGCCUUCCUUUCACCCCUCCUCAUUUCUUCCCCCAAAAUUUGUUUUCCUUUUCAUUCUCCCUCCAUCACUUUAUUUUUUAUUUUCUUCGAAU